This is a messenger RNA of Drosophila obscura, 2462 nucleotides long. RefSeq lists its product as uncharacterized. NCBI's taxonomy places the organism in Eukaryota, Metazoa, Arthropoda, Insecta, Diptera, Drosophilidae. The coding region runs from base 135 to 2213 and encodes 692 amino acids. The transcript has a single exon. The record is from RefSeq and is a predicted model, not a curated record.
ACAGCAUCAGUCUUCCCCCGAAUCCGGCAGAAGUAGUCAGAAGUUGUAGAGAAAUUUUGGAGCAGCCCCCCCACCCCAGGAGCACCCCACCAAAAGUCCUACUAGUCGCUACUCCCCGUGAAUCCCACAGCAAGAUGCGUUUGUUCGUGCUCGGCCUGCUGGCCCUGGGCUCCGUCCAGGCCUUCUCAGUGGUGAGAACCAUUCAGUCACAGCCACAGCCACAGCCACAUCCUCAGCUGCUGGCCUAUGCACCGUCCCGUGGCGAGUUUCCAGUGGUGAGCGGCCUGGCCCAAGGCUAUGUCCGCUAUCUGGAUGGCACGGGAGCGGAGCGCCUGCUGGCCUACAACUAUCCAGAGCCGCUGAACGGCAUCCGUGCCAGCCCGAGUCUUUUGCGUUCUGGCCUGGCGGAGGAGCAGCAGGACACGGCUCUGUUUCGCGCCUGGUGCGAGCAGCGCUACAACGUCAUGCGACUCGAGCUGGAGCGACUCCGUGCCCAGGGACUGAAGCCCUCGCCCCAAAUGAUGGCCCAAUUCGAGCCGCUCGAGCAGAUCGUCAAGUUCGCGGCCUUUGAUGCCGUGCCGGGCCUCAGUCCGGAGGUACAGCGCGCCCGGGACGAGCAUCUGCGCAUCUGGAACGAAGCCCGACUGGAGGUGCUGCGCGCAGAACAGGCACAGCAGAUCAUGGGACAUUACCAGCCGCAGGAGGACAUCGUCCAGGUGAAGGCAACCCCGAAGGAUGCGAUUCCAGUCAUCUACGGCCAGCAGAUCAAGAUUGCGCAGGCGGUGACACCGCAGACGCACUCCUACGGACAGUUUGUUGCCAGCCCGCAGAACCCGUUCCUCGUGAAGGCUGCCACCAUUUCCGGAUACACUGGCACCAGCAAUGAGACUCCCCGACCCGUCGAGGAAACCCCAGAGGUGAAGUUGGCCCGCGAGGAGCAUCUCAAGCAGUUCAAUGAGGCACUGCACCGUCAACCUGCCGCUGCACCCGAGAUCCCGAUACUGAAGACCAUUCCUGGCAUUCAGCAGCCGCAACCCAUCGCCAGCUAUCCUCAGGCCAACAUCAAGACAGUCACCUAUGGGGAUCAGCAGGCGCCACAGCCCGUGGAGGAGACUCCAGAGGUGAAGUUGGCCCGCGAGGAGCAUCUCAAGCAGUUCAACGAGGCUCUGCUCCGCCAGCCUGCCGAAGAACCCAUCCUGAAGACUACGUCCGCUAUCCAGCAGCCUCUUUUCAAUCAGCCCCAAGCCAUCAUUGAGACACCCCAACCCGUGGAGGAGACACCGGAGGUGAAGUUGGCACGGGAGGAGCAUCUCAAGCAGUUCAACGAGGCCAUUCUCAGACAACCCAUCGAUCAGCAGCAGCAGCCGUUGAUUCCGACGGCGCCCUUUGCCCCCUUGCCCAAUCUGAAGACCAUUUACCCGAGCCAGCAGGGGCCCCAGCCCAUACAGUACACUCCCGAAGUGAAGCGGGCACGCGAGCAGCACCUGAUCCUUCUUGGCCAGGCCAAGGUGAAGGCGGAGGACCAGGUGGCCGACAUUGAUGAUCUGAUUCGCCUCGAGGAGCGCGAGCGGGACCAGGAGAACUUGCGGGAAAAGGAACGGCAAGAGAUCGAGAAGAAGGAGGCUGCGCUGGAGCGCCUGCGGGAAGAGGAGCGUAUCAGCCAGGAGACGCGCCUCCUCCAGGCCGAGCGUCUCAAGAUCGAGGAAGAGGAUCGCCAGCGGCUGUACGCCGAGCAGCUGGAGCUGAAAAACACCCCAAGCUACGACACAGAGACACCCACCGACAUCUCCAGUCCCAUCUUCCUGGAUGCCGCGCAGGGUAACAUCAAGCUGCUGGCCUCCCAGCCAGCUCCUGCUCCAGCCCAGCCGCAAACGCAGAUCAGCAGCCAGCAGCAGUCGGUCCAGAAUGGAUUCUUCCUGCGCAUCCAUACGAAUCAGCCGAAUGCCAUACCGACCGCCACGGCAACCACCAGCGGUCCAACGUUUGUCUACCCGGAUAAUACCCCGAAUCCCUUCCUGGUGCGCUACACCGAACAGUUGCAGCAGCCACUGCCAGUCCUGCCACAGGGACUGAAGGAAACCCACAUCCUGCCAUCCGCCGCGAACGCAGUGGAGCUGGCCACACGGGAGCAUCUGCGUGCCCAUGAGAUUGCGCUGGAGCAGCUGCGUCUGGCCAAUCUGAAGAAUCCCUGGAACCCCGACUGUAAUCACUGAGAGGGGAACUCAUUCUUCCACGCACUAACAAUCAUCCCAAUUCGAUUCACUUGCAUUGCCUUAGGUUAAGCAAAAAACACUCAUGAUAUUCGCACUCACAGUAACACCCAUUUAUUCACAUCGACACCCAUGCCCAUGCCCACACUCACACCCACACCCACACCCACACCCAUACUCAUACUCGUACACCUGCAUAGCUUAAGUGCCAAUUCGAAAUGCAUUCAGUUGAUAAACAACGCAAAAAAGAAA